UAUAACCCUCCAUCUCUUUCGACAAUCUGAAACGAGCUCUCCUUCUCUCUGCUUAUCAACGGCCAUGGUGCUCGGAAAGCUUGUAAAACGACAGAGUUUUGAAGCACAUUUCCCAUAGUAUAAAACUAUAGCCGUCCAUUUCUUCCGACAAUCUGAAACGAACUCUCCUUCUUUCUGCUUAUCAAAGGCCGAAAACAUGGCAAGUAAGCUGAAAGUAGACCAUCUCCGUGCCGAACUCGCCAAGCGUGGGCUUGACACCACCGGAACCAAGCUUUUUCUGGUGCAGAGACUGGCGAAAGCUUUGGUUAAUGAGGGGAAGAAAGAAGAGGAAUAUAAAGAGAAUGAUGCUGCAAAUGCAUUUGAAAAUAACAAGAAAAAGAGAGGGAGGGAGCUUAGUAAUAACAAUGAUGAAGAUUCAAACAAAGUCAAGGUUGUUGAGGGGUUUCGACAAAUGAAUGUUAAGCAAUUACGCGAACAAGCUACUCUUCGAGGUCUUUCCACUAUUGGAACCAAAAAACAACUUGUUGAAAGGCUUUGCGAAGAUGCAGACAAAAAUUCUCUUCAUGAAGUAGUUAAAGAAGAAGAACAAGAAGACGAAGAAGAAGAAGAAGAGAAAGACAGUAGUAAGGAGGAGAAGAUUGUUACGGCGACAAAGAAAGGUGCGGCAGUUCUGGAUCAGGGGAUUCCAGAUGAGAUAAAGGCUCAUUAUCAUGUUUUACAACAGGGUGAAGAUAUCUAUGAUGCCGUGUUAAAUCAGACUAAUGUUGGGCAUAACAAUAACAAGUUCUAUGUGAUCCAACUUCUAGAAUCUGAUGACUGGAAGACAUACAUGGUUUAUAAUAAAUGGGGUAGAGUUGGUGUAAAGGGUCAAACCAAGUUAAAUGGCCCCUUUACAUCUCUACAAGCUGCAGUUGUUGAGUUCGAAUCAAAGUUCUUUAACAAGACAAAUAACCAGUGGUCCAACAGAAAAGACUUUGUCUGUUAUCCAAAGUGCUAUACCUGGCUGGAGAUGGACUAUGAUGAAAAAGAAAAAGAAUCUGAUGUCAAAGGAAAGACUGAUUCUUCCAUAGGCAUUCAACUGCGGGAGACAAAGCUUGAACCACGUGUUGCUGAAUUUAUCUCGCUUAUAUGCAAUAUCAGCAUGAUGAAGCAACAAAUGAUGGAAAUAGGAUACAAUGCUGACAAGUUGCCACUUGGGAAGCUAAGCAAAUCAACAAUUUUAAAGGGCUAUGAUGUCUUAAAGAGAAUUGCUGAUGCGAUUGGCCAGUCAAACAGGAGCAGGCUUGAGCAAUUAAGUUCGGAUUUCUACACUGUUAUUCCACAUGAUUUUGGAUUUAAAAAAAUGCGUGAUUUUGUCAUUGACACACCUCAAAAGUUGAAAAAGAAGUUGGAAAUGGUUGAAGCCCUGGGAGAGAUAGAGGUUGCAACAAAAUUAUUAACGGACAACACCAUGAUGGAGGAAGAUCCUUUACAUUAUCGUUACCAACAGCUUCAUUGUGACCUGAUGCCACUUGAUGAUGAUUCUGAGGAAUUUGCUAUGAUUGCAAACUAUACUCAGAACACUCAUGCAAAGACACAUUCACAUUAUAGUGUUGAUAUUGUUCAAGUAUUCAAGGUGGCAAGGGAAGGUGAAGUUGAACGAUUUAAGAAGUUCUCUGGAACCAAAAAUAGAAUGCUUUUGUGGCAUGGUUCUCGGCUUACUAACUGGACUGGCAUUCUGUCCCAAGGUUUGCGCAUUGCCCCACCUGAAGCACCUGUGACAGGUUACAUGUUUGGAAAGGGGGUUUACUUUGCUGAUAUGUUCUCCAAAAGUGCAAAUUAUUGCUAUGCUAGUUCUACCUUUACAACUGGUGUGCUGCUUUUAUGCGAGGUUGCACUAGGUGACAUGGCUGAGCUUCUACAAGCUAAAAGUGAUGCUGAUAAGCUGCCGGAUGGGAAGUUGAGCACAAAAGGUGUUGGUGCAACUGCACCAGAUCCCUCUGAAGCCCAGACCCUUGAUGAUGGUGUCAGAGUUCCCCUGGGAAAGCCAAAGGAGCAAAAACGUGAGGGUGCUUUAUGGUACAAUGAAUACAUAGUCUACAAUGUCGAUCAGAUCAGGAUGCGCUACUUGGUUCAAGUUAAUUUCAAAUACACGUAAGUAGUUUUCCAUUCCACCCAUCACCAUUUUAUGGUUCUUAAUCUCCCUCUUUAUUUUGUAAAUUCUGCAAGGCUAUUUGCUUUGUCUCUGUUACCCCUUUUACAAUAACCAGGCAGGGGACUUGUCCUGCUUUAGUGCUCUUAUUUCAUACAUUUUAGAUUUAAUGAAUUGAUUCCAAUUUUAUACUAUAAAUUUGAAUCUUGGAGGUAUAAUUUAUUUUCAUUACUUCAUAUUGAAGAAACU
Durio zibethinus is the source of this 2380-nucleotide messenger RNA. It is a transcript of the gene PARP2, whose product is annotated as poly(ADP-ribose) polymerase. Gene Ontology annotation, molecular function: NAD+ poly-ADP-ribosyltransferase activity. The record is from RefSeq and is a predicted model, not a curated record. Gene Ontology annotation, biological process: protein poly-ADP-ribosylation; double-strand break repair. Gene Ontology annotation, cellular component: nucleolus. NCBI's taxonomy places the organism in Eukaryota, Viridiplantae, Streptophyta, Magnoliopsida, Malvales, Malvaceae.